AUGAUCCCAUAAAGGAAAUUCCAGGGUCAGUCCAUUACAAUUCCAAGCAAACUUCCUGUUUAUCCACUUGCUAUCUCUAUAUUUUCAUUCAAAUAUAUAUAAUACUAACUCUGUUUUAGUUUCCUAAUAAAUCAGUUCAUAACAAUUACAGGUUUAACAUGUUGAAAACCACAGCUAAAGUGAUUUUUUGUGACUUAUUGUGUUUGCUAUAAAAUCUUCCUAUAAUGUAAAGAAGACUCUGAAAAUAUAACCUUGAUAUAUUUAAUAUUGAAAUGACCACUCAGUCAAUAUUUGUGUGAAGCAUUUGUGUCUUAUGGCUUUAAAAACCUAAUUGCUAUACUUUUAUGUCUUUUAGGGAGGAUGGCACUAUAAGAGAAUUCCCUUCUUUAGUUUUAGCACAGUAAAUUUAGUGCAAGCAAAUACAUGAUUAAUAACUGAUAUGCUUUUACAUUGUCUCAUAAUUCCACUGCUUUUUUGCAUGUGGUGGUAUCAGAUCCGUGAGUAUCUGGAUGCAGAUUCCUCUGCCGUGAGGAUGUUGUACUCCACUGGCUUUAGAGAGCAUGCUGGGAAUGUGUAUCUUCUGGCUCUUAAACAGGCAUGGACUCGAGCUGCAGUGUGCGGAAUCUUCUUUCUUAUCUAUCUUCUCUUAGGAUAAUUCAUGGGCUCUGUUAUUGGUAUUGGCGGGUUCUUGCUGGUUGUUUGGGUAGCAGUGCAGUAUUUUUUUGAGCAGGGUAUUCAGCUCGGGAUCAGUGAUGAUUUGUUGGAUAUCAGGAAAUCCUACAUGGAGAAUGACUGUCCGAGCUGCUUUUGGGUAGCAGAAGUGAAAGGGUCUAUUGUGUUGCCUUGUGUGGAGGAGCCAGGUACCUGGGAACUGAAGAGGAUCUCUAAAAAGAAGUUUCGGGGGCGUGGCCUGGCGCAAGCUCUUUGUAAAACAGCCCUAAACGUUGUUGAAAAACAUCAGGUGGAAAGGCUGGUUCUUUUCACUUCUGUAAUUCAGUCUGAUGCUCACAAGUUAUAUGACAUAGAAAAGGAGUUUGUGUGGACAUCACUUCCUGCUAGGCUGAUUGAUUUAAAGCUGUUUAAAUAUGCACACAGGAUUGGUGGUCAUGCUAAUGUAAAAUAAGAAAAUUUGUAUGAAGAAUUUGCUUGAAAAGAGUCCCUCAAGAUUGGAUGUUUUUUAUUUACAUUUUUAUAGCACUUUUUCAUAAGUAUAUAUAUAUU
Paramisgurnus dabryanus is the source of this 1221-nucleotide messenger RNA. Its product is annotated as putative N-acetyltransferase 8B. The record is from RefSeq and is a predicted model, not a curated record. Gene Ontology annotation, molecular function: N-acetyltransferase activity. Lineage: Eukaryota; Metazoa; Chordata; Actinopteri; Cypriniformes; Cobitidae.